ACUUUUGUUUACGAAGUAUUUAUUUAUUUUCUCAAUUUUUGCCAUUCUCAGUUAACUCACUCUUACUGAAUUACAGUUCUCAGUGCUUUGAGCCCGUGAAUGGCUAGGGAACGUGGUGAAAUCUUGUAUACGAUUUACAGAGCCCUUACGUACGGCCUGUCGCCACUGUUAUACCUCCAUCUGCGGUGGCGCAAACGCCGCGGCCUCGAGCAUCCCCUCCGGUGGGUCGAGCGUCUUGGUCGUCCUUCUCUCCCUCGUCCCGCUGGUCCCCUGGUCUGGUUCCAUGCCGUCUCGCUAGGCGAGGGAAUGGCAGCGAUUCCAGUGAUCAAAUGCUGCAUAGAAAGGAGGCCGGAUGUAACGGUCCUAAUGACUACAACCACAACAUCAGCAUUUGAAGUUAUAAAAAACCUGCUUCCAAGUAAUGUUAUAUAUCAGUUCUCUCCUCUUGACAUUCCUCAUGCCAUUGAUGCCUUUCUCUGUUACUGGAGGCCAACUGCAGUCAUAUUGAUGGAAAGUGAACUUUGGCCAAAUCUUAUUAUGUGUGCUGCAAAAAAUGGGAUCACCUUGGCAUUGCUUAAUGCUAGGAUGUCUAGAACGUCAUAUCAAAAUUGGUCUCUACCGGUGAUUCUUCCCUUGACAUCAUUAUUGCUGUCAAAAUUUUCACUGAUUGUCCCAUUGAGCACUACACAAGGAAUCCAUUUUCAGCUGCUGCAGGCUUCGCCAUUUAUCAUUAACUUUUGCGGUGACCUAAAGUAUGCUGUAGAGAACAUUGACACUGCUGAAAGGGAUAAUAGAGUUUUGGAAGAUUUGAAGGUACAGCUUGCUGAGAAAAAGAUGUGGUUGGCUUCUUCCAUUCACAAAGGCGAAGAAGAAGUCAUGUUAGAAGUCCACAAAGCACUAAAGCAAAUGUAUCGGAAUAUAUUUACUAUCAUUGUGCCUCGACAUCCGCAACAUGGGCAAGAAAUUGCUUUGGAGUUGCAGAAAGAACAACUGAGUGUAGCCUUAAGGUCCCGUAAUGAUAAAAUAAUGCCAGAAACAAACAUCUAUGUGGUUGACACAUUAGGUGAACUAAGAAAAUUCUAUAGUCUAACGCCUAUUGCUGUAGUUGGAGGUUCUUUUUUACCUGGAUCAGCUGGUCAUAACAUUUCAGAAGCUGCUGCAGCAGGAUGUGCUGUUCUGACAGGUCCUUACAUUGGUCACUUCUCACACAUGGCAAAGCAGAUGCAACAGCUUAAUCCUUUGUCAGUCCAGCAGGUUUCUCGAGACACCCUUGUUGAAGCUGUGAGUGAGCUUCUUGGCGAUGAAUUAACUCUGGAAGCACACCGUAAUGCUGCAAAACAAGCAUAUCAAGCUCUUUCUAAAGGGAUCAUCGAAAACCUGUGGCAUUUGUUAGGCGUCCACAUUUUUGACAAAACAAUGGGAAAAUGAAGUCUCAGAAUGGAAAACUCUGUCCAAAAUCUGGAAUUUGCAAUCGCCCUGGAGCCUGGAGGGUGGUACAAAAAGGGGGAUGGGAACAGUAAAGACUGAUAAAGAGAAAAGUAGUAAUGGCUCAAAUUUCAAAUACCUUUCUCGCCAAUACAAUAUCCUCGCACCCAUUUCCACUUGUUCCCUUAGUGCCAUACAGGUUUGUCUCUUAGACGAAUUCUAAGAGAGAUCAUACUCGUAAUUUGUGUAUAGUGUCACGUAUGCCCCCCAUAUAUUACACUAAUAUAUAAAUAUGAAACCAAAGGUAUAAAUA
Molecule: messenger RNA, 1738 nt
Organism: Ipomoea nil (Japanese morning glory)
Lineage: Eukaryota; Viridiplantae; Streptophyta; Magnoliopsida; Solanales; Convolvulaceae
Product: probable 3-deoxy-D-manno-octulosonic acid transferase, mitochondrial
Exons: 12
Coding region: 100-1428 (442 amino acids)
Biological process (GO): lipid A biosynthetic process
Cellular component (GO): plasma membrane
Molecular function (GO): transferase activity
Source: RefSeq, a predicted model, not a curated record